Molecule: messenger RNA, 1500 nt
Organism: Fusarium venenatum
Lineage: Eukaryota; Fungi; Ascomycota; Sordariomycetes; Hypocreales; Nectriaceae
Source: RefSeq, a predicted model, not a curated record
AUGAAGAAACUGCCUUUCAAGCCCACUGCGAUGCGCAAGGCUGCUCCCAAGCCAACUCAGCCAGAAGAAGCAAACGAUAGUGACGAUGAUGGACUGGCUCUGUUUAGCCGCCGAAAGGAGAUGGUGUCUGUCAUGCAAGCCGACAUCGACCGGCGCUCAAAGAAACGUCGCGCAUCUGACUCUGAGGAAGAGCGUCGACAACUCGAGGCUACUGAAGAGAAGCCAGCGCGCGACAAGCCCGAAGAUGUUCAGGACUCUGGGGUUUUUAGUCAGUAUGAUCACAACGAUGUCCAGGAAGACCUUCCAUCCGUUCAACCAAGCGAAGAGACUCCUGCUGCAGAGGAGGCUUCGGCACAAGACGAAGCUGACGGAGCUAGGUUUGACUUUCCACCCUUCAACUUUGAACUUGAACUUGUCACACCUCCUCCCUCCAAGCGAUCAAAACUCGAUUCAAAUUCAACUCAAAAACCACUACUGAGCAUGCAAACUGAGGAUGAGGACGAAGAUGAAGAACCAUUUCCCGAUGCAUCGCCGACACCACGAGUACGCCCACAACCUGAUUCUCCAAGCCCAGUCAGAAGUCGAAAGCCAGAGGUCACGCCACCACAGCCCAAGCAAGCUACGCAGGCCAUUAGAAUUGAUUCGGACUCGGAAGAUGAGGUGAGGCCAAGUCGAACGGCGAAUCGACGAAGCAGUAGUAUUGAGAUCAACGACUUCACCUCGACAAAGCCUUCCAAGGAGCCCACACCACCACCGGUAACAACAGCGGAGGACGACGAGUUUGCGGAGUACAUUCGCAGGGCUGAGGAGAACCGGGCUCGCCAGCAAGCCCUGCAGCAGUCGGCCAGCACGAACGACUCGCCAAAGAAGGACGUGAUCAGUGUUAUGAUCACGAGCACCAUACCUGGUUCUGGCAUCUUGGUGGCCAAGUUUCUCUUUGACAAGCAGCUCCGUAUUGCACGCGAUGCAUGGGUGAAGCACCAGCGCAAGAAGGGUCUGGACCUCAACCCUGAUGACAUCGUUCUCACAUGGCGAAGAAGCAAACUAUACAACACUUCAACCCUUACCGGCCUAGGUAUUCGACCAGCUGCCAACGGAAAGGUAGAAGCUGAUGGUCUUGGCUCCGCUGGGUUCAGAGAAAACCGGUCCGUGGUACAUAUCGAGGCAUGGACCCCUGAACUCUUCCAGGAGAUGGAGCAGGAGGAGCAGUUGCAACGAAGGCGGGACGCAGGGGAAGUCCCUGACGAGGAGGAACCUCGGCAGGAUGAGCGGGAGAGAUUCAUAAUCAUGCUCAAGGGUCGCGAUAUCGAGCCGCUUGAAUGCAAGGUCAUGCCAGAAACGACUGUUGAAACUCUGAUCGCCGUCUUCCGCAAGCAGCGCCAGAUCAGUACUGACAGGGAGGUGUCUCUUUGGUGGGACGGUGAGCGUCUUGAAGAGCACGUCGAAAUGGAAACGGCCGAGAUCGAAGAGCAUGAUACAAUUGAAGUACACGUGCAGUAA